CCCUUGAACUGAGGAGGAUGAUGUGAUCUGUAGGUGGUGAGGAUCUGGGGGAUGCUGGGAGGUGGAUUAGCUGGGGCUGCUGUCACCCUGACCCUCACCAGUGCCAAGGACACGUUCCUGCGCCUGACACCCGAGCUCAGGGCACAUCUGCGCCUGGAGCAGGGUCACGCGGUGGAAGUAUCAUGGGGUGAUCAGCCAGUUUACCUUGGGUGGAUGGAAAGCCGGAGCAGAACAAAUUCUGGGGCCGUUGAGCUGAACAGACAGCUGGGAGAGAAGCUUGGACUUGUAGAUGGACAGCAGGUGUUCCUCAAGCAAUGUUGUAACGUCACAUCGUGUAAAGAAGUCACAGUGGAACCCAUGACUGCCGAUGACUGGGAAAUACUGGAACUGCAUGCAUCUGCCCUGGAAACAAGCCUUCUGGACCAGAUCCGUAUAGUUUAUCCCAAGGCCGUAUUCCCAGUGUGGGUUGACCUUUACACCUGUGUUUACAUCCAAAUAGGAACACUAACACCGGCCGCAAGUUACGGCCGACUGGAACCUCUAACAGAGCUGAUAGUGUCUCCAAAAUCCAGAGACUCUGAAGACCUUUCAUCACAUUUGUCUCAAUUAAGAACUGAUGGUUCAUCUAAAAGACCCAAAAUGAUGCCUCAGGAAUCUGCACCUUGCGGGUCAACCAGUAAUGAGGAUUCCUCUGCAUCUGAUGGAGAAAAUGAAGCUGCUGUAAUCCAGAAUCCGGAUGGGUUGCCUUAUGUUUCAUCUUUAUGGGGCGCACUGGGAAACCUCUUUUCACGUGCUCUGGGAAGGGAACCCUUGCUGGACUCGGGUGGCACUGAUGAGAACUUGUUUGAGAGAACGGUGCUGAAAAAGAUUGAGUUAGAUGGAGUUUUCCGGGUGUCUCGUCAUGUCCCUGAUAAUAUAAGAAGCAGCACGGCUUUCAUGCAGCAUUCAAAUGAUAAUACAGUUCAGGUCUUUUUAUGGUUCCCAGAGCCCUCGGGUGUAACUACCGAUGUGGUAGUAUCAUACGGGAGAAUGGUAGAAGUCCCAUCACCAAAGAGGCGUAAAAAACAACCUAAAUCAAAUGCGGAGCGAUCGGCGGGGAAAACCGAGCAGGAGGAAGUACCGGCCAGGUGGCCGGAGGAAGUGGUGAAGAUUGUUUGGCAUGGCCUUGAAGAUAUCAAAGAUGUCAUCGAGUAUGAUACCAGAAAUGGGAAUACGCAUACAGCAAAAGUGUGGGUGCCAGAGAGAAUUAGGAAGAAUCUGAAUAUUAAUACAUCAUCAGCUGUGAGAAUACAAUCUCUGGAGUCACAGCCCAAGGUCCCCUCAUCACUUAACCUGCGUCCAAAGCAACCUCUGGAAAAAAACGCAACAGAAAAUAUAAGGUCUGCAUUGAAAUCCUGGCUUCAGUCAUCUGGUUCCUCAUCGUGGAUUUCAGGAAGAACAGGCAAUGUACAGCUCUCCGUUAAUGAAGAUGUGGCAGAGUUCUCAUACUGUUUGGAUGAUUCUAUAGAGGAAGCAAGCCAAGAUCAAGUCUACAUCCUGUACCCAACUCGGCUCCAAAAAACUAAAAUUCAUGUUGAUAUGGACUUUAAGCCAUCUGAAGAUCCCCCAAAAACUCCACAAGUCGAUCAAAACCUCCCAUAUCUGAAGAUGAAUAACCUAGGUGGUGUUGAAGACGUGCUCGUAUCCUGCUAUGAUCAUAUUGUUCAUUGUGUAAUGGGGAGUCCAUUGUCUAGAUAUCUAGUCUCUACAUCUUCAGGGCUUCGGAGUGGAGCCAUCCUCCUUUCUGGACCAAAGGGCUGUGGAAAGUCCACCAUAGCAAGGGCAUUGUGUAAAGAAGCAUUUGAGAGCCUGGAAGCUCAUGUGGAAGAAAUAGACUGCAAGGUGCUGAAAGGAAAGACGCUUGAGAGCAUAUGUCAGACUGUGGAGGAAGCUUUCGCUGAGGCAGCAUGGAGGCAGCCAGCUGUCGUAAUUCUGGAUGAUCUGGAUCAAAUUGCCGGUGUUCCAGCGACACCAGAAUUGGAGCACAGCCCCGAAUCUGCCCAGAGCAAGCAGUUUUCCUACGUUCUGAAAGAUCUGAUGAAGGAAAUAAUGACCUUGGACACCCAAAUUGCUGUUAUAGCAACUAGCCAGACAGAGCGCUCCCUAAACCCUGUCCUGGUCUCUACACAAGGAGUCCAUCUCUUUCAGUGCCUUAAAACUGUUUCACCACCAGCUCAGAAAGAAAGAUUUGAAAUGAUGCGUAGUAUUAUAGAAAACAGACUUUCCUGCGAUAUCACUCGGUUUCAAGACCUUGAUCUGCAUUACAUUGCUAAAGAAACAGAAGGAUUUGCUGCAAAAGAUUUUACCAUGGUCGUGGAAAGAGCCGUAGAAUUUAGUUUUGCCACCAGGAAGAUACACAACAAACAAGACUUGCUUUUGACAACGUCAGACUUCCAGAAAGCUCUGAAAGGUUUCACUCCCUUGUCCCUGAAGAACGCCAACUUACAUAAAGCAAAAGAACAAGGCUGGACCAUGGUGGGAGGAUUGCAUGACAUCAGACAGACUCUCAUGGACACAAUUGAGUUACCAGCCAAGUAUCCGGAGGUAUUUGCGGCCCUUCCUAUACGGCACAGAUCUGGAAUUUUGUUGUAUGGCGCUCCAGGCACCGGGAAGACUUUGCUAGCUGGUGUUGUAGCUCAUGAAAGUGGGAUGAACUUCAUCAGCAUCAAGGGCCCAGAGCUUCUCAGCAAAUACAUUGGAGCAAGUGAGCAGGCGGUACGAGACGUCUUUACAAGAGCGCAGGCCGCUAAGCCCUGUAUCCUCUUCUUCGAUGAGUUUGAUUCCAUCGCGCCUCGGCGAGGUCAUGACAAUACCGGUGUUACUGACAGGGUGGUCAACCAAAUGCUGACCCAGCUAGAUGGGGUGGAGGGAUUACAUGGAGUUUAUGUACUGGCAGCUACCAGCCGUCCAGAUUUGAUCGACCCUGCUCUUCUCCGACCCGGGCGCUUGGAUGAGUGUCUGUACUGCCCUCCUCCAGACCAGGCUUCCCGAUAUGAAAUCCUAAAAUGCCUGAGUCAGUCGAUGCUCUUAGAUGAUGAUGUGGAUCUGCAGCACAUGGCCAGUGUGACGGAAAACUUCACCGGAGCUGAUCUGAAAGCUUUGCUGUACAAUGCCCAGCUGGAAGCCAUCCAUGCAAGCUUUGGGCCUAGCACACUAGUACAAGAUAGUAGUUCCGGUUCUGACAGCGAUGCAAGCCUCUCGUCAAUGAUAUUCCUGAACCAAAGCAGCGUGUCUGAUGAAUCAGGGGGAGAAGCGGAUAGUGUCUUAGAUCACUCCCUUACCUCUCUAGAAAUGAUCAGAAUUCCCCCGGAAGAGCCCAAGUCCAACAUAUGGCGCCUUUAUUUUGGCAGCUCCAACGAGUCAGAUCUGGGUAACGGCAGCUCUGAUAAGACCUGCCACAGCUUGUCUGGAAGCAAUUCCUUAACUCAUGAUUUCACUGGCUGGUCUGUAGGAGAAUUAGUGCCUUCCCAACCUCUAGUGCUCAUAACCUCCUCACAAGAAGAUCAGCGGGAACACUGUCAGAGUCUAAACGCUGAGAUCACUGCUCCCAACUACAUGAAUGUGCAGGAAACAUCUCACCGCCACGUGGAAUCUAAGAAGAGACUAUGCAUCAACCAACAGCACCUUAUGACAUCGCUCGCCAGCACAAGACCUUCUAUAAGCAUAGAAGACAGGAUGUUUUUCAAUCACAUCUAUGAAAACUUUCAAAAUCCUAAGAAAUCAGCUGGACAACUCUCCAGCGGUAGCAAGAAAGUAACUUUAGCCUAAUACCAUUAAUGUUAAGAAUCUACCGUAAAAGUAAUGUAAAAUAAACUGAGUUGUGUGAAUAACUCAGAAUG
Messenger RNA from Nanorana parkeri, 3878 nucleotides. RefSeq names its product peroxisomal biogenesis factor 1 (gene PEX1). The transcript has 24 exons. Gene Ontology annotation, molecular function: ATP hydrolysis activity; ATP binding. The record is from RefSeq and is a predicted model, not a curated record. The coding region runs from base 52 to 3807 and encodes 1251 amino acids. Gene Ontology annotation, biological process: protein import into peroxisome matrix. NCBI's taxonomy places the organism in Eukaryota, Metazoa, Chordata, Amphibia, Anura, Dicroglossidae. Gene Ontology annotation, cellular component: peroxisome; peroxisomal membrane; cytosol.